Messenger RNA from Canariomyces notabilis, 3792 nucleotides. RefSeq lists its product as uncharacterized. The record is from RefSeq and is a predicted model, not a curated record. Lineage: Eukaryota; Fungi; Ascomycota; Sordariomycetes; Sordariales; Chaetomiaceae. The transcript has 5 exons. Bases 1 to 3792 code for a protein of 1263 amino acids.
AUGGCAGUCCUGCUAUCGGAGGUUCAGACGUACUACGGCCUUGCCGUGCUGGCGGCGAUCCUGGUCGUCGUCCAGCCCUCUCGCGCGGCUUUCGAUUCCCUCCUCGACUUGAUGGAGGGCUUUGGUAACGUGCUCCUUGUUUCUUCCCCGAUGGCAGUACUCUGCUGCCUCUUCCUCCUCCUCUUCCCCCUCCUCCUCCCCGACCGGGUCCGACCCCCGCCGGUCAUAACAGAUGCGGCGAGUGUCGCUCUGCUCUUCCUGGCGUUCCUCCCCGGUUUCCUCCUUUGGUUGUUCAUCAUGCUAGUUCACGAUGUGGUUCGUAACGUAGGGAUGUUCAACGCGUUUGUCGACUCGCUUCUCGCCGACCACGAGGUCCGAACGACACUCGAGUUAGAAUACGCCAAGCUGCGGGCCCGGUACAACAAGCAGGUGGCAGCCAUCGACGGCUUGAACAAAGAGGUCGCCGGCAUUUGCAACGAGUACUACAGGCGCUGGAGGGAAUUCCCGACAGUGUUUGUGCUGCGAAGUCAUUGCUGGGUCAGGCCCGCCGAGUUCGAGCACGUUGAGUGGCGGCAACCUUGGACGGUCGUCAGUUUGGUCAAGGCUGCGAAGGCAGCAAUCUUUCAAGGCGCGACAGAUCCCAGAGUCGCCUUCUAUCUCCGGCAAACCCGGCAACUGCGCGCGGCUGUUCAAGACAACCAAGAAAGGAUUUGGCAACUUAAGCAAAUCCUCGCCAACGAACGGUCCGAGCUCCUCGACUUCACCGACAAGAUCGAAGAGCACAGGCACAAGCUGGCCCGCGAAGCGGCCGAGGCUCAGGCCGAGGCUCGCGAACGUGACAAGCGCUGGAGACAGGAGGAACGCUUGAGAACGUUGCCCGGCGCCGCUCGCGCGGCAGGGAGGAACCCGAUGGAGAUGUGGUCGGUGCCGCCCACCCCAACGCCAUCCCAGCCUCUCGGUGCGCUGCAAUUCAGCAGCUUCGGUCGCCUCCCUCAGGUUGAGGCAAGCAGCCCGGUCCCAGCUCUCCCGCCGGCUGCUCCCGCUCCUGAGGUCCUCGAGACGACCGACGACAACGACAAUCAGACUGCGCUGGUCCUUGCAGUGGAAGCCCUGUCCCCCCCGGCUCCUGCGACAAUCGACUCCCGGGAGUCGCAGCAAGACGCAGUCUUGGUCGUUGCGGCGCCCGAGACGGUCGACAUCACCAUGGUCGACUACAUGUCUGAGGCGGAUGAGUCAGACGACGAUGCGAGCAUGAUGGACUGGAGCAUGACGGAUGCGCCAGUGCUCGAGCUUGUUGAGGAGAUUGAGACGGACCAGAUUCUCGCCAUCGACUAUCAACCUCAACAACCCAGUCUUCUUCCGGCGGCGGAGGCAGCACUGGCAGCUCUGGUUCUCGCUCCGGCUCCGGCACCAGCACCAGUUCCAGUUCCGGCACCAGUUCCAGUUCCGGCACCAGUUCCAGUGCCAACGCCAACUCGGGUUGCGGCUCCCCCAACCUUCCCUCCUCUCGAGUGCUUCUCGCCGACCACACCGGUCAAGAAGCAGCCAAGAGAGUGGAGGCCCUUCCCGAGUUGCGCGGAUCUGGCUGCUGCGCUGCCCGUCCUGCCCAAGAAGCUCAGCAUCCCGGACCUCCCCGCGCCCGGCACGUCUCUCGCGGUCAACACCACGGCUCCAGGAUCUGUUUCGGCAACAGCGAUUCCCGGCCUUUCCCUCUUGGUCUCCUCUCUGGCCAUCACCGCCACCCCCACGGCUCCGGUUGUUACGGCUCCGGUUGUUACGGCUCCGAGUGUCCCGGCCCCGACUGUCCCGGCCCCGACUGUCCCGGCCCCGACUGUCCCGGCCCCGACUGUUCCUGUUCGCGUUCCUGCCCGCCCGGUGCAGGUUCAGUUCGCCGCCUCGACCUCGGCUCCAGUCCCGGUCAAAGUUUCUGCACGCCCUGUCCAGGUCCAAUUUCCGGCCCAGGCCUCAGCUCCGGUCGCAACUCGUGUUGUCCCUACUCCUGCUCCUGCCCCCACCCCUGUGUCGGCCCCUACCGAAGACACAGCCAUGGAGCUUGAGGAGGUUCAGAAGCCUCGAGUUCCGGCUAAGGUCCCUGCGCGCCCGGUGCAGGUUAACUUCCCGGCAGCUCCUGUCCCUACCCCUGUGUCUGCCUCUUCAGAUGACACAGCCAUGGAGCUUGGAGACUCAGCCCCAACCGCCACAACGGCUCUUGUGCCAACCCCUGCUCCUCUCCCAACCACUGUGUCGGCCCCUGCAGAAGACACAGCAAUGGAGCUUGGAGAGGCUCAAGCUGCUCCCGAGGCGUCCAAGUCAAGUCAAGAACCGGCUUCUGCCACUUCCGCUGGUCCUUCUCAGGACACGCAGUCCGCCAACCCGGGCUCUUCAGCUUCUGGCUUUGGGAUGAAGCCGAAAGAGACCCGGUUCAAACCGAAGGUGCCGCAGCAGAGAGCGACAACAUCGAACGCAACUGAGGCCAAGGCCGAAGUUGCCGCCAAGCCCUCUGCACCCGCUCCCUCCCGCCCGCGAUACAAGGUCCCAACUCCCCCUCCGGCCUCUCCUCCGCGCGCUUCGGCACAAACUCAGGCCUCUAAGAAUGAGUUUGUCCCCAAGACGCCGUCGCCGCCGAGGAUGCCUUCAGGGACUUUCACCUUCACCCCGCCGCCGCCGCCGGUGAAGGGAAAGGGACUUAUGUAUCCGGAAGCUCGGGUUGGACCGGGGCGGCCACCUUCGCCGGACUCGGUGCCGAAGAAGGAGAUCAGCGCAGCCGACCUCGUCUAUCCUACCUUGCGCCAGGAUCGUCAGGGACCGUCGUCUAAUCUGGUGCGCCCAGAUCACGGUCCGUCGGGGUCUCAGUCAGUGUUCAGCGUCGACACGCCCCUGUCUUCCAGCCAACCCACCAAGACAGGCUCAGCGACGAAGAAGUCUGGCGCUGACAUUGACCUGGACAUGAUCGAUCCUGCCUUGCGCGGAGGAGCAGACCAGGGCCCGUCUGCGUCGACCACCCCGUUCAGCUUCAACGCGCCGCCGCCCCCGCCGCCGCCUUCGACAAGCCAACCCGCGAAGGUGGCAGGUCCCGCGACGAAGAAGUCUGACACGGUAGUCAACCCCGCCCUGCCCGCGCCCAGCAACUCUCUUAAGAGAGCCAAGCCUUCCAAGCCUCGGACCGUGACGACAAAACCCCCUGCCACGGCAGAGUUCAACUUUGAAUUCCGCCCCAUCGCAGUGCCCAAGUCGCGGCUGGGCAAGGGCAAGCUCGACGCAGCGCCCACUCCGGCACCGUUCGGCCUUCCGCUGCUGGCGCAAGCCCAAGCUUCCCUCGGCUUGCUGCCCGACGCUGGACCAUCGUCUUCCUCCAGCUCCAUGCAGAUCGACAACAAGCGCCCCGCACCCGAAUCUUCAAGUUCCGCCUCUGACGAGGACGACUCCGAUGCAUCCACGGAUGAGGAGGAGUUGGCCUUCUCUGGCGAGCGGCUGCGGCGCAUCAUGGAGCUGAUGAUCCAGCGCAGCGGCAACGUGCUGCGGAAGAAGAGUGUCGCGCAGGACUGGAUCCUGAAGUGGCAGCGCGGCACCCUCCUCAAUCUCGGCCAGCUUAUUGGGCCUCAGCUCGACGACAAGCAGUAUCUGCCGCACGAAGCGGCGCAGCUGGUUCGGACCUUCUUCCUGAGAGAGCUCCAGCGGCGUCUUGACGGUCCGUCGGCUUCGGUCAAGAAUGAUCUGCUCGAGCGGCUGUCCAUGAUGGCGGAGGACUAUAAGCUCGAGCUGGGAGAGAUGAGGAUGGGGCCGGCGGAUUGA